This is a messenger RNA of Cephus cinctus (wheat stem sawfly), 1314 nucleotides long. RefSeq lists its product as uncharacterized. The record is from RefSeq and is a predicted model, not a curated record. The coding region runs from base 572 to 880 and encodes 102 amino acids. The transcript is spliced from 2 exons. Lineage: Eukaryota; Metazoa; Arthropoda; Insecta; Hymenoptera; Cephidae.
AAAUAAUAAAACUACACCAGAAUUAAAAACGUAUAUAAAAGCAGAUCUUUAAGAAACAUAACCAUACUUGUGAAUCUACAAAAGCAACAAUACCUUAUUAUCGAGUGCAACAAAAUAUUAGUUAAAACAAUUCCAUACUGGCAUAAGAUAAUUACCACACGCAUAUAUCAAUACACGAAUCAUAUCAACACUGAAAAAUUCGGUCUGUUCAUCCUAUCAAUAAUAACAUAAUAUCAGUCCUGUCAAUGAUAAACAUUAAUUUUCCACGAAGCAAAGCAAUGGUGUCAUAGAGGGCAGCAUAUUGGACCGCCUACAUCUUCCAUAAUUUCACUCGCAAUUUCAAAAAUCGAGAUAAAUAACCAGUCGUGUCGAUAUUUUUCUACCUUUCUCUCCAAGCAAGGGUAUGCGCUCUCUUGUUUCAUAAGUAUAGUAACACCUUAGCACAAAAUAUACAAGUUGCCAGGCCGUCGACAGCGAUGGCGACUAGCCAGAAGUUCAAAUUAAAGAAGAAUAGAUUCUUCCCGUUGAUUUCCUACUUUUCUUACCAAGAAGAAAAAGGACGUGACGUAUCAUGCAGAAGGGUCACUCAGCCGCCCACGUAAACUCGUCUGGAUACCUUAAAACUGCCUGUUUCAGCGAAGCUACCAUAACGCAGCUGUAUAACGUGGACUGCGAGCAAGAACUUUCUCGCCUCUCUGGAGUCCUGUCAGCUAGUGGGCCUCCCUUCCUAUCUCCAGGAUCGUGCCUGUUGUCUCGCGCCCAAGUACCAUUGACUUCUAGGGACCAUAACAAUGCUCACCAGACCUCGAUGAAACGAUCACGCCAGAAAGGUCAUAGUAGCGAAAAUCAAUUCGAAUCUUUUUACGAUAAAACUAUUUAGUUUAUAAUUAAUCAUUUUUUUUUCACAUUUACCCGAUUGAGUUCUAUGAUUACCUCAGAAAUAUAAUCAACACCUAAAUCAUUCUGGUCAUGCAAAACAGCAGUUUGAAUGCUUUAAUCGGUAUAUUUGUGUAAUAAAAAAGUAAAUAAUGAAAAAGUUCAAAAAUGUAUAAUUAAAAAAUCGAAUUAUAAUAAUUCAACAAAAAAUAAUGCCAACUCAUUAGCAUUCGGCUUCUCUGUAUUUCAAUUUCUUAAUCGUUUUACUAGUGUGCUUUCCAUGAACCGAAGAUCGAAGGUCACGGCCAGUCAUUCUGGACUUUGCUCAUCCUCAUCGAGUAGGACGUGUGGACGUAGGUGACCGGUUAAAUUGAUAAAACGAUUUAUCCCUCAUUUCAGAUGUUACAUUUUGAUAGGUGGCCUGCAGUUUUCCAGGUC